GCGGACGACAGUUAGAAAUGGCGGUUGGGGCGAGAGGAGGGGCGGGGGCGGAAAAAGGCGCAGCCUCGAAGUGCCAAGAGUCCGGGUGCGCGGUUGCUUCACGAGUCCUCCUCCUCCUCCCCUGGUCCAGGCCCUCGGGCUGGGGAGAGCCCCGGUGGAGAAGACGUGAUCCGUUCAACUGAACAAAGGAAAUGGCGGCCACACCAAAGGCAACCGGCUCGGUCGGUGCUGCCGCCGCGGAGACUGGGAAACGUUCCCUAAAAUGGCGGCCAGCGCGAACGCAGGCGCGGGCCGGGCUGGCAGGGCGGGGCGGGGCGUCCGCUCACGGCGGCCAGCGGCGGCGACGGGGCGGGGGGUAGGUGCCGACUGUUCCUAUGGCGGCUGCGCCGGAGGCCGGGGAGCCCGGGAAGGGGAAGCCCUUUAAGCUCCUAGGUAUUUUAGAUGUUGAAAACAUCCCCUGUGCACGGGAUUCGACAUUAUAUGGCUCAUUAGGAUCUGUUGUGGCUGGCCUUGGACACUUUUUGUUAACUAGUAGAAUUAGAAGAUCAUGUGACGUUGGAAUAGGAGGAUUUAUCUUGGUGACUUUAGGAUGCUGGUUCCAUUGUAGGUAUAAUUAUGCAAAGCUAAGAAUCCAGGAAAGACUUGCCAGAGAAGGAAUUAAAAACAAGAUUUUAUAUGAAAGUACCCACCUUGAUCCUGAAAGAAAACAAACCAACAGCGGCAGCAGCAGCAGCAAUUGAGCCGUCUUGAGCACAGAAAACCCAGACACAACUCACUUCGGUGUGAACAAAGCCGAGAUCAACUACAGAAAGCAUUUUAUAUACCAUAAGGCUUUCAACCAAGUAAAUAAAGUAUGUGUAAGCUG
Eubalaena glacialis (North Atlantic right whale) is the source of this 865-nucleotide messenger RNA. Its product is annotated as cytochrome c oxidase assembly protein COX20, mitochondrial. Gene Ontology annotation, biological process: mitochondrial respiratory chain complex IV assembly. Gene Ontology annotation, cellular component: mitochondrial inner membrane; mitochondrion. The record is from RefSeq and is a predicted model, not a curated record. Lineage: Eukaryota; Metazoa; Chordata; Mammalia; Artiodactyla; Balaenidae.